AUGACUGGGAUUUUGUACUAUCAAUUCAAGGACUUCAAGUUCCACGACGGUACGGUCCUCCCCACCGUCCGGCUGGCAUACCGCGAAUUUAACCCAACAGCGCAAAAGACUGCUUUGAUUCCUACGUGUUUCCGAGGAAGAAUUGAUACUACAACCAACUUCACCGAUGGAGCCCUUCGCGACCACCGGGUCAUCGUGGUGGCCCUUUUGGGUAACGGGGAAUCCUCCAGUCCAUCCAACACGGCCAAUUUCCCGCGGACUCUGGAGUACAGCGACUGCGUGCGGGCACAAUAUCAGUUGAUCACAGAGCAUCUCCAUAUCCCGUGCUUGGACGUCGUUGUCGGCUUCUCCAUGGGCGGCCAAUGUACCUACCACUGGACGGCGAUGUACCCCGAGAUGGUUCGCAACGCGGUCAUCAUCUGCUCAUCGGCCAAAACGAGUCUACACAACUACCAGUUUCUGGAAGGGCCGAAGGCAGCCCUGGUUAAUUCGAUUGAUUACGAGGACGGUGGUUUUCGGACAAAGGACGUAACGCCACUGCGAGGUCUGCACGCGUUUGGACGCGCCUAUUCCGCAUGGCUGACCAGCGCGCCAUGGUUCGAAGGGCGUCUGUUCGAGAAACUGGGCUAUCGGGGCCUUGACGAGUGGACUGAGGGUGCAAUGGAGGGGUACAACGACUGGGAUCCCGAUGAUCUCCUGGUUAUGCUUGGGAUGUGGCAGCGGUCGGACAUUGCUGCAUCGGUAGAUUCUGGGACGGAGAAGCGUUCUCUGACCGGCAUUCUAGGAAGCCUCACGGCUCGCAUCCUCCUCAUGCCGUGCCUGACAGAUCAGUACUUUACCUGGGAGGCUAGCCAGAGGGAAGCAUCGUAUCUCAAGGACGCGCAACUGGCGGUGAUUCCAUCGGUUUGGGGUCAUGUAGCCGGGGGAGGAAUGAACCCUGAGGAUCACGAAUGGGUGGACCUUCGAAUUGCCAGUUUUCUGUCCUCUGAGGGACAUCAUUGA
Messenger RNA from Monascus purpureus, 1002 nucleotides. The record is from the annotation of a GenBank genome assembly. Lineage: Eukaryota; Fungi; Ascomycota; Eurotiomycetes; Eurotiales; Aspergillaceae.